Colletotrichum siamense is the source of this 1320-nucleotide messenger RNA. It is a transcript of the gene CTS2-1, whose product is annotated as Sporulation-specific chitinase 2. The transcript has 5 exons. Gene Ontology annotation, cellular component: extracellular region. The record is from RefSeq and is a predicted model, not a curated record. Gene Ontology annotation, molecular function: chitinase activity; chitin binding. NCBI's taxonomy places the organism in Eukaryota, Fungi, Ascomycota, Sordariomycetes, Glomerellales, Glomerellaceae. Bases 1 to 1320 code for a protein of 439 amino acids. Gene Ontology annotation, biological process: carbohydrate metabolic process; chitin catabolic process.
AUGUUGUUCAAGUCCGUUGGCCUGGCCUCUUUGGCCGCUCUGGCCGCUGACGCUGCUUGCGCCAGCGCCACGAGCUCUCCUCGUUAUGUCAUGUACUACGACCAGUACCACACCUCCGGCAUUCCCGACAAGUCUGUCACGUCUGGCAUCACCCACGUCAUCACUGCUUUCGCCAACUCUUCUCUUUUCGCCUCCGAGCCCGCCGGCGAGUACAAGCCCUUCAAGAACCUGACCGACAUCCGUCCUCUCUUCGACAACGGCACCAAGGUGUGCAUGGCUAUCGGUGGCUGGGGUGAUACCGAUGGCUUCAGCCUGGGUGCCUCUACGAACGAGAGCCGCAACAAGUACGCCAAGAAUGUUGCCGCUGCUGCCGUCAACCUUGGAUACGACUGUGUUGAUGUCGACUGGGAGUACCCCGGUGGCAACGGCGCUGAUUACAAGCAGAAGCCCAAUGGCAACAAGACGGCUGAGAUCAACACCUUCCCUCUGCUCCUGUCUGCCAUCAAGACUCAGCUCAAGCACCACAAGAUGGAGCUCUCCGUCACUGCCCCUGGUCUCAAGCGCGACAUGAUUGCUUUCACCGCCAAGACCAUCCCUAAGAUCAACGCUGCUGUCGACCACUUCACCGUCAUGACCUACGACUUGAUGAACCGCCGCGACAACACCACCCGCCACCACACCGAUGUCAAGGGCUCUCUUGAGUCUGUCGACACCUACAUCUCUCUUGGCAUUGACGCUGCCAAGGUCAACCUUGGUUUCGCCCUGUACGCCAAGUGGUUCACCACCGCCACUGGCGCCAACUGCACUUCUCCCAUCGGCUGCCCUACCGUCCUGCUCGAGGCCGCCGACGGAACUGACACCGGCAACUCUGGUGCCGUCACCUUCGAGACUGCUAACUUCCAGGAGGCUCCCACCAACCUGACCACGUCUACCGACUCUUCUUGCGGCGCCGGUACCUUCUUCAAGUGCCCCACCGGCAGCUGCUGCAGCCAGUACGGCUUCUGCGGUACUACUGCUGCCCACUGCGGUAACGGCUGCCAGUCCGACUACGGUAUCUGCAACGGCACCUCCACCCUCAGCUCUUUCAAGACCGCCAUGGCCAACGGCUACACCGACGAGGUCAACGGCGGCCAGUGGUACUGGGAUCCCGCCGGACCGUUCUUCUGGACCUGGGACACCCCUGCUCUUGUCACCCGCAAGUUCAACGACAUCGUCAAGGCCCGCGGCCUCGGUGGUGUUGCUGCUUGGAGUUUGGGUGAGGACUCCUACGACUUCAGCCUUCUCAAGGCCAUCCAGGCUGGCGUCAGGGCUAUGGUCUAG